Messenger RNA from Triticum dicoccoides, 1231 nucleotides. RefSeq lists its product as uncharacterized. The coding region runs from base 311 to 877 and encodes 188 amino acids. Lineage: Eukaryota; Viridiplantae; Streptophyta; Magnoliopsida; Poales; Poaceae. The transcript is spliced from 2 exons. The record is from RefSeq and is a predicted model, not a curated record.
AAAACACCCAGUCCACCUUAUUCCCCCGCACAUAGCCACCGACACCCACGCACCACCCCCCUUCGCCCCCAUAUCCGGUUGCUGCCUCUUCCCCAGAAUCGGUCCUCGCCUUCGCCCUCGGAUCUGGCCGAGACCGAUCUCGCCGCCGCCCUGGAUCCGGCCGUCCGGCCUCCUCCAUCCCCCGUCCGCCCUGGAUUCGCACUCGGAUCUGGCUGUCCGCCCUGGAUCCCGUCGCCGCCUGCCGCCAACAAGCGUCGGCGCGUGACCCUGCCGGCCACCGGCCGCUUCCGCGCCUCCGCUGCCACCUCGGAUGCCCCGGCCUCACCCAACUCCUCUUUCGGCGACGACCCCUGCCACGCGCGCCUUCUUGCUGCUCUGCCCCAGCCACGAGCACCAGGUCCGGCCGUCCCUUCUUUCCCGGAGCAUCGUCGACCCCGCCAUCUUCCCCAGAGCGCCCCUGCCCACCGCCCUCGCCCCACGGGUCAAGUGGCCCUGCCGCCGGUCUCCUCCUGCAACCCAACCGGUGGCCACCUCCUGGGACCAAGCCGAUGGUCUCCUCCUGCUAACCCAGCGUCGGCCUCCCGAGGCAGCCCUACAGCCAGGCUUCUCCCGCGGCCACGCGUCAUGCGAAUCUCGUAGACCUGCCGGCGGUCUUCUCCCAAGGUUGCACACCGUCGUCCUCCCGCUGCCCCUGAUCCACCGUCGGCCUUCUCCCACAGCUUCUCCCGUGCCCUCUUCGCCACUGCUAGUGCUGGCUUCACAUUGCACAGCAGGUCAACUCGAGUGCGUGGCGUCAGAUUCAAAAAGUCCAGCUUCGCCCCCGGAUGAAGUUCAGUUAUCACUGAAGCUUAUGUUAUUCACAAUCGCGUGGCUUUAGAACAUCCAUGCAUGUCGAGUAAUAUUCUUCGAUUACAAUAGCAGCUCCAGUGUGGCAGUAGGCGAUGGUAAAAACUGAAGUCGGGAAUGAGUGUUGCUGGGUACAUCUGGCAGCAGAUAUUCUGAAGUUUGUUGGUGAAUAACAAAUGCCACAACAUCAGUUGAUGUCAUUGGGGUCGUGCGGGCAAGCAACAUUCUCCACCUGGGUGUACUCUCUGUCUCUUUCUCUUUGCAAUUCUAAUCUAUUUGUAGAUUCUAUCUCACGUACCUGUCAUAGUAGCAUACUAGUAGUGUUGUAUGGUCAGCUGUGUAAGGGAGUUUGUGGAGCGCACUAUAAUGUCUAGUUGAACUCACA